UGUAAUUUCUGGUCGAAAUUUCAAAAAUCCAGUUUGUCUUGCUCGAAAAAUAAUGGAAAAAACACCACAAUGUGCUCUUUAUGGUGAUAGUGCUCUUUAUGGUGAUAGUGCUCUUUAUGGUGAUAGUGCUCUGAGAUUUGCUCAGCAUCAUGGAUUGGAUUGGUGCGAACCGAAUGAAUUGUUAAAUGGACAGAGAUGUCUUCCACAUAAAUAUCACAAGGCUUAUGUGAGAUAUUUUAUGGAGGGAGGACUUUUCCUGCUGAUGCGCCUGAAAUUAGACCUGAAGAAGUUGACACUUGCGAUUGUGCAUGUGCUGUUGCGAUUGAUAGAGAUGGCAAGUGGCAUGUGCAACGUCAACAGGAGGUAUGGCCGGCAAACUUAAAGGUCGUGUUAGUGACACUGCAUUAGUUGGUUGUGGUGGAUAUGCAAAUGAUAAAAAGCAGCUGCAGCAACUGGUCAUGGAGAGAAAUUGAUAAAAUUGAACUUUG
Molecule: messenger RNA, 488 nt
Organism: Xenia sp. Carnegie-2017
Lineage: Eukaryota; Metazoa; Cnidaria; Anthozoa; Malacalcyonacea; Xeniidae
Exons: 2
Coding region: 53-382 (109 amino acids)
Source: RefSeq, a predicted model, not a curated record